Lathyrus oleraceus (garden pea) is the source of this 849-nucleotide messenger RNA. RefSeq lists its product as uncharacterized. The coding region runs from base 171 to 767 and encodes 198 amino acids. NCBI's taxonomy places the organism in Eukaryota, Viridiplantae, Streptophyta, Magnoliopsida, Fabales, Fabaceae. The transcript has a single exon. The record is from RefSeq and is a predicted model, not a curated record.
UUAGUAUUUUGAAUUUUAAGAUUUUCCUAUUAGUGGGUAUUGCACCACUUUUUGUUUCUUUUCCAUUAACUUUUCAAGCUUAAGUUUUCACCUUUACAACCUCGUAAUCAGGGUCUUGUUAAACGUGACUUAUCAACAAUUUAUCUAGUUGGAUAUUGAGUUUAAUCAAUAUGAAGAAGAAGGGUUUAAUCUUGAAGCACCCAAUCGCUCUUGUAACCAUUCUGGUAACUGUCUGCUGCAUUUUCAUCGUUAUUGUAACUUUUUUCAAGCUUCCUGAGGUUCAAAACAAGAGUAAUCAGAAAAUGGGGUUUUACCCAAUUACCAGAUCUAGAAAAGUAUCCGUUCAAGAUCUUAACUUGGGCAAGUUUGGUGAAAUGAUGAUUGAAAUGUUACCUCAAGAUCUUGCUUUCACUGUUUUUGUUCCGUCCGAGGAAGCUUUUAGGCGUGAUCUGCAUUUGAGUGUGAAUGAUAGUUUGAAACAAGACAAGUUUAAUGAUACUUAUGCAAUUGUGAGUCGUGUGUUGGGUUUUUCUGCUGUUCCUCGUACAGUUUGGUCGGUUGAUUUAAGGUUUGGUGAGGUUGUGAAUUAUGAGUCUUUGUCUGGGUUUUCUUUGUAUGUUUCGAAAGAUGUUGAUGGGAUGGUGAUUGUUAAUAGGAUUAGGUCUGAAAUUGUGGAUGUUAGAAAAAAGGGGAUUGUUGUUCAUGUUUUGGAUGGGGUUAUUAUGGAUGCUGAUUUUGAACAAUCGGUUUCAUCUGAGGAGGAUUGAGUGUAUUCAAGUUUUAACAUUUCACUAUUGUACAUACAUGAUGCAAAGACAUUUUUAUCACAUUGCCCCUUUUUUGAAAUAA